AGUCCUGGCUUGUGAGUGGUCGAGUGGUGUUCAGUUUUCAUUUUGUCACAAAAUCAAUUCACAAACGAAAAACACUCAUGAACAUUUUCAAGUUUUUAAAUUCAUUGCUUCCAGCGUUGCCAGUUGAUGUUUUAUGGUAUCUGGUAUCUCGUCAUCAAAAUGUCUCUUGCCAGCUCCAAUGGUCACUCACAUUCCGCUACCAAUGGACACGCCGUUCCGGAAAUGGAUCCCGAAGGAGAACCGGAGAUCACUUUGGAAUUCUUCGAUGUGGUCCACCACGGAACUAUCCUGGAGUCGUUGAACACCAUGAGGAAAAAUCGACAUUUUUGCGAUGUUAUUCUUCACGUUGGAAAUACUGAAAUUCAUGCUCACCGUUCCGUAUUGGCAAGUGCUUCUCCAUAUCUGUUGGAAUUGUUCACUACAGAAGAAGAUCAGAAACGGUUCGAAAAUAUAGUUACAUAUACUCUGAACGGUGGAUUCGAUAAAGAUGCUCUCCAAAUUUUGAUUGAGUAUGCAUACACUGGAAAACUUCAUGUUGCUGAUGCUGAUGUAAAAGCAGUCUUUGCAGCAGCCAAUAACCUCAAAAUGGAAAGAGUUUCAAGACAAUGUGCUCAUCAUCUCAUCAAACAUCUGUCUGUGGAUAACUGUAUUGAUAUACGGUCUCUGCCAGGAAUUGCCAGAAAUAAAGAAUUUAUUCAACUAGUCGAUGCAUUUAUUGCAAAUCAGUUCACAGAAAUAAGCAAGAACAGUAAUGUCUUGAACCUGUACUGUGCCCGAAUUGAAGUGCUCAACCAGUCGCGCGAAGAAAUGUCCCUCGUCAACGAAAACUCCCUGUGCCGCCUCGUCUUGGAAUGGAUAAAGCGCCAAAUCAGCGACGAUUCCAUUAGCUCAAACAUCCUAUCAGAGAAAACUUUCAUGCUGUACCUGGCCAUGGAUAAUUCUCUCCAAGACUGUUCCAGUCUACCAUCCGGCGAUGCCAGUGACACAGAAAUCGUCCAGGAUUACAAGAAACUGUCCCUAAAAGAUAAACAGGUCGUGGUGAAGCAAAAGAGAAAAAUCAUCAGCCAGCCGUCGAAGCCGAGGGUGUUGAUCUACAAUCGUAAGAUAGGAGAAGAGCUGGAAAACGAGCUGGAACCGGAUUGGAACCUGAUUGCAACAGCUAGUGUCGGAGAGCAUAGUUUUCUUGCACUGGUCACAUUGGGUGGGAAAUUGUCCACUAUCUCUAUACAAUUAAGACUAAAUACACCUUCUACACCCUCCCCUGUACAAACUCCAACGGCUAGCAGACCAGUGAGCGAAGAGAAACCAGAUCUUUAUUGUGCUCUUGCAAAUAUGUCUUCUCAAAGAUGUGCAGUCGGAUGUGGCAAUUUCAAUAACACCCUGGUUGUUUGUGGUGGCUAUGACAGAAUAGAAUGCUUGCGAACCGUUGAACAAUACAUUCCAGAAACUAACUCUUGGAAAAACCUACCACAGAUGAGAGAAAGCAGGGGCCGGUUCCAAAUUGCGGUGCUGGACGAAAAAGUCUACGCCAUCGGGGGCAGCAAUGGUACGACGGAGUUGGAUUCCGUCGAGAUGUUGGACUUGUCCAUUGGUAAAUGGGUGAAGAUGCCGAAAAUGCCGUUGGCUCGAAGCAAUAUGGGUUCGUGCACGCUGGAAGGCCAGAUAUAUUGCAUAGGCGGAUGGAAUGGGCAAGUUGGAAUCAAGCAGUGCGAUAUUUAUGAUCCGGAAUUAGCUACUUGGUCUUCUAUUGCUCCACUGAAUACAGGACGUUAUCAAGCCGGCGUGGCGGCCUACAACUCUGCCGUCUACGCGAUCGGCGGUUGUGACGCGUGGAACUGUCUCAACUCGGUGGAGCGCUUCGACCCCGAAAAGAACGCCUGGCAGCCGGUGAAGCCGAUCAUGACGGCGCGCCGCGGCUGCGGCACUGUCGUCUUCGCGGGCAGGCUGUACGUGGUGGGCGGCUCGGACGGCUCGCACACGCUGAGCUCGACCGAGGUGUUCGACGAGGAGACGGGCGGCUGGGUGGCCGGGCCCGUCCUCACGACGCCGCGGGCCAACGUGGGGGUGGCCGUCGUAGGGGAUCGGCUCUACGCUGUCGGGGGAUUUUCAGGAAAAACAUUCCUGAAUACCAUUGAAUACUUGGACAUCAAAUCCAAUGAAUGGACCACGUUUGUACCGAAAGAAGACACAUACGAGAUGCUGGUUAGGCGAAAACCUCGUAGUCGGCGGAAUUCAAGAAAAAGCGUUUCAGAAGAUAGGAAGUUGAGUGCACCAACCUCACCGAUGGAUAUAAUAGAAAACCCUAUGGUACAGGAAGCUGUGACCACAACACAAAAAGUGGAUAUAGGAAAAUCAUAACAAUCUGUUAAGUGAAUUUGAUUACUUCAAUCAUCUCUAUAAGUAGUUACUAGAGAUGUAUAACCAAUCCAAGUAUUAUAUUCAUGUUAUGCUGAAAAUUGUUUUCAGUGUCUCUUUCAUUUCUACUUUUUCAAAUAAUUGUAUUUAUCAUGCCAUAAGUAAUUCAAAUUUCCUUUAAUUGAAUUGUGAUUAAUUUAAUUGAUAAUCUCAUAACUGUCAAUGUUAUUUCAUCAUUUCUACCCCAUUGAAACAUAUUUCUGAUAUAUCAAAUGUAUUAUCAACAAAAUAUUUGAUGUCAUUCUCCAGUACAAGGUUAGUUCAGAAUUAAUAAACUGAAGAGAUGUAGAUAUAUUCAAGAAUCAUUUUUGUAAAAAUUAUAAUGCUUAUUAAAAGAAUUUGCUGGUCAGAUUAUUUUAGAAAUUUCGAAACAUAUCUCAUUGAGAGGUUAACAGAUACCAUUUUAUUCAGAUUUUCUUAGGUGCGGUAGUUUCCAUUGUUGUAAAUAACAGUUCCUAAGUAUCUCUGAAAAAUAGUUCGUGUUAUUCGAAUUAUCUGUGAUCAUAAUUCUGAAAAGCUAACCUCAAAAUAUAUUGAGAACAAUAUAUUAUAAUAUCUCUAGAUUACUGGAAAUCAAAAUUUUGUUAUCAACUGAAUGUGCACUUAUGUAGUUUUAUUAUGUAUUGUACUUCUGAACUCUUGUUGAAAAGCAGCUGAAAUGUGCAUGAACGUUUGGAAGAAUGUCCAG
Molecule: messenger RNA, 3103 nt
Organism: Phaedon cochleariae (mustard beetle)
Lineage: Eukaryota; Metazoa; Arthropoda; Insecta; Coleoptera; Chrysomelidae
Source: the annotation of a GenBank genome assembly